Molecule: messenger RNA, 1080 nt
Organism: Knipowitschia caucasica
Lineage: Eukaryota; Metazoa; Chordata; Actinopteri; Gobiiformes; Gobiidae
Source: the annotation of a GenBank genome assembly
AUGGCCGUCACUAAACCCGCGCACUCUAGCUCCUAUUGCCGUAAACUAGCUUUGGCUGUAGUCAUGAUAAUAGAGCGGAAACAGGCAUCCAGCCCGCGGCUCAAAAAUCGGCUGGUAGAUCCCAAGGCUUCAGCCACCAUGUCCACUCAGCAAGGCUCCAAACCCUGUGUUUGCUUUGGCCAAGUCGUCAUCGGACCUCCGGGCUCUGGGAAAACCACGUACUGUCAGGGCGUGCAGCAGUUCCUGACCGGCCUGGGACGGAAGGUAGUGGUGGUGAACUUGGAUCCAGCUAACAGCCGCCUUCCAUACAACUGUGCAGUGGACGUGUUAGAGCUGGUCACUCUGGACGACGUGAUGGAAGGUUUGAAGCUGGGGCCCAACGGUGGCCUCUUGUACUGUAUGGAGUAUUUGCGGGCCAAUCUGGACUGGCUGAAGACUAAAUUGGACACAUACAAUGACUGCUACUUUCUUUUCGACUGCCCGGGACAAGUGGAGCUGUACACUCACCAGAGCUCUGUGAAGGAUGUGUUUGCACAGCUCGCCAAGUGGCACUUCAGGUUGACGGCGGUGCAUCUGGUGGACUCUCACUACUGCACAGAUCCAGCUAAGUUCAUCUCGGUACUUUGCACUUCUUUGUCCACCAUGCUUCACGUGGAGCUGCCUCACGUCAACAUUCUCUCCAAGAUGGACCUUAUCGAGCAGUACGGGAAACUGGCCUUCAACCUUGACUUCUACACGGAGGUUAUGGACUUGUCUUUUCUACUUGACCAUCUGGCCUCAGACCCGUUCUUCAAGAGGUUUCGGCGACUUAACAAAAAGUUGACAGAGGUCAUUCAAGACUAUGGCCUGGUGUCAUUUGUACCACUCAACGUGCAGGACAAAGAAAGCAUGACGCAGGUUUUGCGAGCUGUAGACAAAGCCAAUGGUUACUGCUUUGGGGAUUUGGAGGAGAGAAACCUGCAGGCCAUGAUGUCCGCGGCAGUGCAGGCAGACUUCCAGUUUGAUUCAACACUUGGAGUCCAUGAGCAAUAUGUUGAAAGCAGCGAAAAGAGCGUGGAAGAGGAGAUGAUGGAACUGUGA